UGCUGUUUGAUCCAGUUACUCUGCGCUCCUUUAUUUCCGUGUUUCGCACAAGGACAAAUUCUGUCUGAUUGUCUGGUUUGCUCGGUAGCGAGGUUCAGUGAUGGCUCGACUGCUGCUCAGGGGCUCUCUGAGAGGAUACUUCAGCUCCCCGCUCCGGAAGAUGGGGUCUGAUCAGCUGGGCGAGCUGGGUAAAGGAGCAGGGAAAGGAGGAGGAGCGGGCGGCUCUGUGAGGGAGGCCGGAGGAGCCUUCGGGAAGAAGGAGGCAGCGGAGGAGGAGCGCUACUUCAAGCAGAAGGAGAAGGAGCAGCUGGCGGCUCUGAAGAAACAUCACGAAGAAGAGAUCGACCAUCACAAGAAGGAGAUUGAGCGUCUGCAGAGAGAGAUCGACAGACACAAGGGCAAGAUCCGGAAGCUGAAACACGACGACUGAAGCUCCACCACCAUCUUCAUCUUAUUAACCUUAUUUCACAUCUUGUGCCUGAGAGCCUGUCUCUCUCUCUCUCUCUGUAAUAAACGUCACUUGCAUGAUUUAAAGCUUUAGGUUUGUCUUUGCACGAGAAGAUUGAAAUGAUUAAAAUCCAGUGCUGGUUUGAGAAA
Messenger RNA from Puntigrus tetrazona (Sumatra barb), 597 nucleotides. It is a transcript of the gene atp5if1a, whose product is annotated as ATP synthase inhibitory factor subunit 1a. Lineage: Eukaryota; Metazoa; Chordata; Actinopteri; Cypriniformes; Cyprinidae. Gene Ontology annotation, biological process: negative regulation of ATP-dependent activity. The coding region runs from base 101 to 430 and encodes 109 amino acids. The transcript is spliced from 3 exons. Gene Ontology annotation, cellular component: mitochondrion. The record is from RefSeq and is a predicted model, not a curated record. Gene Ontology annotation, molecular function: ATPase inhibitor activity.